This is a messenger RNA of Solanum verrucosum, 672 nucleotides long. RefSeq names its product F-box/FBD/LRR-repeat protein At1g13570. Gene Ontology annotation, molecular function: protein binding. Lineage: Eukaryota; Viridiplantae; Streptophyta; Magnoliopsida; Solanales; Solanaceae. The transcript is spliced from 2 exons. The coding region runs from base 1 to 672 and encodes 223 amino acids. The record is from RefSeq and is a predicted model, not a curated record.
AUGGUGAACAUAAAUAAUCGUGGUACAGAAGUGAUCAUUGAUGAAAAUGAGAUAGACAAAAUCUCUGAUUUGCCCAUUGAUAUCCUCAAUGAAAUAUUCAAGGACAUGUCAUUUCGAGAAUUGGUAAAAUUGUACAUCUUGUCGAAGAAGUGGAAACAUUUCUGGGCUAUGCAUCCAAUUCUAGUUCUAGAUGGAGAGUUCUUCAAAGAGAUAACUGGUAAUAUAGGAUUGACUAAAGAUGGUUUUAGUGUCCUGGUUGACAAUAUUCUCUUUAGACAUGUUGGAUCAAUAGUGAAGUUUUUUCUUGAUUUGUCAACUAUCUGUUAUACUGAUGAUAGGGACCUUGGCCAUUGGUUGUUAUGCGUUUUCAAUAUCUUGAGUGAAAGAAGCGUAGGUGAAGUUACACAUUAUUUGGAAGAUCCAAAUUGUGUUGUCAAACAAUUUGAGAAGCUUGAAUUUGUGGAACUAAGAAAGUUUGAGGGGACACAAUUUGAACUUUAUUUCGUAAAGAAAAUAUUGGCAUAUUCCCCUUCACUUUCAAGGAUGAUUGUUGAACCUUCUGAUGAUAUUGAUGUAGCAGAGGUACUGCGUUUGUAUGAAGAACUUAUGAUGUCCUUAAAAGCAUCACCAAGGGUAAAAGUCAUUGUGACACCUCAUGGUCAAGUUGCGUAA